Messenger RNA from Eremomyces bilateralis CBS 781.70, 1932 nucleotides. Its product is annotated as aspartyl-tRNA synthetase. The record is from RefSeq and is a predicted model, not a curated record. The coding region runs from base 69 to 1670 and encodes 533 amino acids. Gene Ontology annotation, cellular component: cytoplasm; aminoacyl-tRNA synthetase multienzyme complex; cytosol. Gene Ontology annotation, molecular function: RNA binding; aspartate-tRNA ligase activity; ATP binding. The transcript is spliced from 3 exons. Lineage: Eukaryota; Fungi; Ascomycota; Dothideomycetes; Eremomycetales; Eremomycetaceae. Gene Ontology annotation, biological process: aspartyl-tRNA aminoacylation.
CAACGAUACUCAACUUCGUUUUGAAUUGUCAAUCAAAGAAUCUAGAAGAAUUCAAUAUAUAAUCCAACAUGGCUGACGAGGCGGACAAAGGCCCCUCCAAGAACGCCCUUAAAAAGGCCGCCAAGGAAGCGGAAAAGGCGGCCAAAAAAGCUGCCAAAGCCGCAACUGCCCAACAGCAACAGGCUGCGGAACCUGAAAUCCCCGUCGAGCAAUUAGCGGAGUACUUUGGUGAACUUGCCCUCGCCGGACCGCUGAAUGUCCCCGCGCCGACGACGACGCUGGAGAAGUUGCCGGCUUCGGGUGAAGUCAUCCUUCGGGCCGCUGUCUACAAUGCGCGGAAGCAGAGCGCAAAGCUCGUGUUCCUGAAUCUACGACAGGGGCUGUCAAGCAUACAAGCAGUUUUGUUUGCGAAUACCCCGGAGACCAAGGCGAUGGUGAAAUGGGCUGCGAAUAUUCCUGUAGCUUCGAUCGUGCUUGUGCAUGGCGAAGUCAAAGCCUCCCCCGAGAAGAUCGCGAGCGCUACCAUCGAUGACCGCGAGCUCCAUAUUACGAAUAUCCACGUGGUCUCGAGAGCUGUGGAAAGGCUACCGAUCCAGGUUGAAGACGCGGAAAGACCGAUCCCGGCCGACGAUGCGCCAGUGCAAGAAACCAAGGAGGGUGAACGCCCUAUCCUGUCACUUCCCGCACGUCUAAACAAUCGUGUGAUCGACCUGAAGGCCAUUCCGAAUAAAGCCAUUUUCCGCAUUCGACAUGGCAUUGUUUCGCUCUUCCAAGAGCACUUGACGUCGAAGGGUUUCGUUGGAAUCCAGACGCCGAAACUGAUCCCAACCGCUUCAGAGGGUGGCAGCAAUGUCUUCGAAGUCACAUACUUUGACAGGAAGGCAUACCUUGCGCAGUCACCUCAACUCUACAAGCAAAUGGUGAUUGCUUCCGGUUUCGAGCGUGUCUUCGAGGUUGGCCCGGUGUUCCGAGCAGAGAACUCCAACACAAGCAGACAUUUGACUGAAUUCACCGGACUUGACAUGGAAAUGGAAUUCGAUGAAGAUUAUCACGACGUUAUCACCACGCUUGAGAAUUUGAUGUUGUUCAUCUUCAAAGGACUCAACACAACCUACAAGCGCGAAACGGAAUUGCUCCAGGGUAUGUACGGCGUGGAGCCGUUCAAGCUGCCGGAAGAAGGGCAAGUGCCUCGCCUGAAGUAUCCUGAGGCUAUCGCGAUGUUGCGCGAAGCCGGCGAAGAACUUGGUGACUACGAUGAUCUCACCACUCCACAGGAGAAACACCUUGGUCGUCUCGUCCUUGCGAAAUACAAUACCGACUUCUACGUGCUCGACAAAUUCCCUACCUCCGUCAGACCAUUCUACACCAUGCCUGAUCCGGAAAAUCCAAAAUACUCCAACAGCUACGAUUUCUUCAUGCGCGGUCAAGAAAUCCUGUCCGGAGCGCAGCGUAUUCACGACGCGCCUUUCCUGAGGAAGCGGAUGGCAGCAAUGGACCCUCCCGUGCCGGAGAAGGGUGCGGAAGCCUACAUCGAGGCGUUCGAGUAUGGAUGCUCAAGGCACGGUGGUGGCGGGAUUGGUCUGGAGCGGAUUGUCACGUUUUGGUUGGGCCUUCCCAAUAUCAGGAUGGCAACGCUUUUCCCCCGCGAUCCUCAGAGGAUUGCUCCCUAAGGUGGUCAACAUGGUAGCUUGUAAGACUGGUUGAAGUGGUAUGAGGCCAGAUGGGCUAAAUGGGUAUUACGCGAUCUCGAGCGCUGAUUGGCAGUAAUCACCCUGCAAAGUGCAAAUAGCCUUCCCAAAGAAUGAACAAUAAGUUCAACCCCCUGUCAAGUAGCCAACCACUCGAGUAGCCAGUAUCACCAUCUCAACCUCCAUCGGUCAGACAGCAAUAUCUCUACUAAAACAUAUUAUAUUUGGAAAUCUAUACAGCAUG